AUGCAUGAAUUAGAAUGGCUUCAGUGUUGUGGUGCUCUGAACACUGAACAACUGCUGGUUAUCGACGAUCCAUUUGAAAAUUUGGGUAGUGGUGGUUCGUCGUUAAACGCGCUACUCAGCGGAGGACGAGAUUAUCCCUUUAACAGAUGCGGCUCAGCUUUUUUAUGGCUUGGUACAGAUUUGGUGACAACAACAGGCUAUCGUGUACCUUACACAGUAUUCCUUCAUCAAAUAGCUGAACUGAACCGUUUGGUAUCAAACUUUGGUAAUGGAGUAUGGAUUACUGGGGGAGAUGCAUUUUGGUCGUUUGGGAAAUUGCAAAUUCCGGAGACGUACAAGGAUAAGACGGGAGCAUUAUUUGCAUUUACGUUUAAAGCAAAUCCACGAUUAUCAAAAAAUUCUGGUGUCUAUUGUAUAAAUGAGGAUAUGAAAAUUACUGGGAUAGAUUACUGUACUGAUAGAUAUACUGAUACUAAUGAUGUACCGUUGGUGAUGACACUGUUGUUUAUGCCGGUUCGAACUGCCGAAACAUUUCUUUCACUGUAUACCAAAUAUCCGUUAUCUUCAUCAACUUACUAUGGAGUCGAUAAUGGUAGCCCCGGAUUAAAGUUGUCAAUAUUUUUUGACUUCGUUCUUGCUGCUGCCGAAGGCAUGAAAAAAGAUAGUUUUGUCUAUGAAGAAGGAAAAAAUUUAGAAGCCGAACCAAAUUCAAGAUUUAUUCAGGCUAAAGAAGUUCUUUACGAUACAUUUUCACAUAUAACAGCUUAUGCAGUUUUUCUCGACGUGCUAAAAUAUCAUUAUUUCCAACCGCCGACUAUUAAAAAUGUUAUUGAAUUUUGGCAAUUAUGGAAUGGAAGGGAACCAAAAAAUAUGGAUGAAAUUGAAAAUCAGCUACACUUGCCAGGAUUAACGACUUCAGUUGGUUCAGAGGUUCCGUUGGAGAGCUGCUUUCGUUUCAACAGAAUGAAACUGUUUCAACGGUGGUAUACAGUCAUUGGCGACGUUAUUAGGCGUGGCGAGCACUGCUCUGUCCAACCUUACCUUAAAUCAAUUUGUAUUUCUCAGGACUCGUCGUCGGCAUUCGCUCUUAUUCAAUACCUACACACUUUGUGCUUGGAAAAAAACGGAAUUUUGUUUGCUGACCGAGCCUUAUUUUGUAUUGCGGAGGUUCUUGCUUUAUUAGCUCGACAGCGUGGUGGAUUACGUAGCGGUCCAGCUGGAAAUAUUGCAUUCGCAAACUGUAUUCAACAUAUCCAUGAUGUAAUUUCUUUAAAUGUUGUUGCAUUGGUAUUUUCAAGUCCUCGACACUAUGAAGCUGCCGGGCAGGUUUUAAUUCAAAGGAACGUUAUGAAAUUUUGCCUCAAACAUUUACCUUCGAUUCCAAAAGGCCAAGGUGUAAACAGUAAUGUGGUUGUUUCCUCAGCGUGUCGCAUUGAUGUUGCUGGUGGUUGGACUGAUACUCCUCCUAUAACAAUGCAAGUUGCCCAUACUGCUGUAGUAAAUAUAGCUGUAACAGUUGACGGAAAGAAACCUAUUUCGUGCGAAAUUCGACCUUCCGCAACUCAGGUCGGUAUUAUUUUGAAAGAACUGGAUUUAAGGCUAACUGCCAUCGACGAAAUUCUCAAUCUCUCCAGCAAACCUUCUUUGCCUGGGUCUCUUAUUUGUGCAGUACUGCUCGCAGCCCAGUUUAUAAAACGAGAUGACCAGAACAUAAGUACCACAUUUCAGCGUACUUUUGGUGACCGAAUAAAGGGAUUAAUUGUUACGACCCGCUCAUUACUACCGCAUGGAUCUGGUCUUGGCACAAGCAGCAUCUUAGCAGCCUGUUUAAUUGCGGGUAUUUGGAAGCUUAUGGGUGUUCAUUUCAACACAGAUAACAUUUGCCACGCAGUUUUAUUAGCCGAACAGUAUUUGACGGCAGGUGGCGGAUGGCAGGACCAAGUUGGUGGUGUGAUACCGGGUAUAAAAAUUUCCCGUUUUUCUAAGGAGAAACAAAGUGUCGUCACUGAAAAGAUCCCUUGUGAAUCCUCCUUCGUCUCAAUGAUUACCCGUAGAUUGGUCCUGAUAUACACUGGUCAGACACGUCUCGCAAAAAACGUACUACAGGAAGUCAUUCGUAGCUGGUAUGCAAAUGAUGAAAGGUUGACAUCUGUUUUAGAAUCUCUAGCAAAUGCUGCAGAAAAUAGUGCUAAAUUGUUUGCUAAAAGUUCUUUUCCGCUUAACGAUGUUAGACAGUAUUAUGCUGAUAAAAAAGCGAUUGCUUCGACUUGUGAACCAGCAUUUGUUAGACGUUUGAUUGAGGACUUGAAUGAAAGUAGAUUAAUUGAAUGUGCAUGGUUGGCUGGCGCUGGCGGUGGAGGUUUUCUGAAUGUUUGGCUUUCAGAAGGACACGAUAUUGAUGAUGUCAGGCAACAUUUACAAUCUUCAGUGGUUUACAGUGGUCUUUCUGUGCAUUCAAUAGAGGUCGAUUUUGAGCCGUUCAAGAUUGCAUUCCGUGAGACGUGA
This is a messenger RNA of Enterobius vermicularis (human pinworm), 2505 nucleotides long. The record is from the annotation of a GenBank genome assembly. Lineage: Eukaryota; Metazoa; Nematoda; Chromadorea; Rhabditida; Oxyuridae.